CCUGGGUCUGGCAGGUCGACGGCGCAUGCGCAGUAGUCGUGUUUCCUCAACCUUAAUUUUGUCAGCCAAUAUUCUCCCUAUUUUACCCGUGAUCCAUUAUCGGAUAGAGGAUCUCUUUAAAAAUGUCGGUUCUAAACUUAAGUGAAGAUCUGGUCGAAUGUCCCUUAUGCAUGGAGCCGUUGGAGAUGGACGACCUCAACUUCUACCCGUGUACCUGCGGCUAUCAGAUAUGUCGGUUUUGCUGGCACAGGAUCAGGACGGACGAGAAUGGCCUCUGUCCAGCAUGUCGUAAGGCUUAUCCGGAGAACCCUGCUGAUUUUAAGCCUUUGUCGCACGAAGAGUAUGUAUUAGGACUGCAGCGAAUAAAGCAAGAGAAGAGACAGAAGGACGCGCAACGUAAACAAAAGGUGACGGAGAAUCGCAAGCAUUUAGCCAAUGUCCGAGUGGUGCAGAAGAACCUCGUGUUUGUGGUUGGCCUGUCAACGAGGCUGGCUGAUGCAGAGACUUUAAAGAAGCCAGAAUAUUUUGGAAAGUUUGGCAAAAUACACAAAGUUGUUAUCAAUCACAGUACGAGCUAUGCUGGGUCGCAGGGGCCGAGUGCAUCAGCGUACGUGACCUAUCAGAGAGCGGAGGACGCGUUGAGAGCCAUCCAGGCGGUGAACAACAUCCACGUGGACGGCCGGACGUUGAAGGCUUCUCUGGGGACGACCAAAUACUGUUCCCACUUUAUGAAGAAUCAGCAGUGUCCCAAACCUGACUGCAUGUACCUUCAUGAACUAGGAGACGAGUCGGCUAGUUUCACCAAGGAAGAGAUGCAACAGGGUAAACACCAAGAGCUUGAGAAGAAACUCCAAGAUCAGUAUUUAGGAACUUCUACCACUGAUAAAAAUAGCGUAACGCCACCUCAAGCGACCAGCUCGGGAAACUCAACAUCCAAGAAGCGUACGCCAUCUGGUGGCAGCGGUGGCGACGGCAAGGAAAACACCUCCCCUAAAGGCCAGCCGGACACUAUGGCCACCAACCCCAGUGCUCCGGGGGCCGACACUUGGCCAACCCUCACAGCUGUGGGCCCCAAAGAAAGUAAAAAAAGUAAAAGCAGCAAAUCGGACAGAACCAGCAAUGGAACCUCCAGACACACACCGACUGACGAACACAACAAUAAUAAUAAUAGUAGUAAUAACAAUAAUAUUAACAAAAGAGGCAGUAAAGAAAGGGACAGAUCCUGUAACACCGGCAGUAGCUCAAGUAGCACCAGUAGCACCUCAAGUAACGGCCUGGGCGUUGACCUAUUGAACCACAGCAUCAGCCCCGUGGCUACGUCUUCACCAUCGUCUAGCCACGAGAGUUGUACCUCCUCGGCCUCCACCACCCCACCUCCUUCCUUCAUCCCCCCCUCCCCUCCUUCCUCCUCCCCUGUGCCGGUCUCCUGCGGGGUACAGGAUCUCUGCCAGGAGGAGUUGUCUCCACUCCCCACUCCUCCGUCCUCCCUGUCUUCGUCCUCCGAGCGGUCGUCUUGUCUCCAGUUGCCUCAGCAGUUCUCGUCUCGACAGUCCGCAGCUGCGGCCUCCUCCUUGUUCUCCGACAAUAGCAACAGCUUCUUCUCCUCCGGCCCUUCUCUCCCUCUCCAACGGACCUCUCCACCACUCCCUCCACCGGCGGCCUCCUCCCCCCCACAACACAACCACCAGCUCCACCACCACCAUCACCACCACCACCACACACAACACGACACUACACCAGAAUGGGGCGGAAACAAGACCAACGAGGUGUUCGACGUGGUUAACAUGUUCCCAUCUCAGAACCGGUCAAAUAGCGCUUGGAAUUGUAUAUUUGAUUUUGAGAAGAGCGAAGAGGACUUGGCCGGGGUGAUUAAUUUAGUCGACGACGAGUUGGGCUUCGACCCGUUCGAGGAGACAAACAAAGCUCUCGCGGAAGACAUAAAAAUAGAACAGAAACAGCAACAACAGCUACAGCGGCACCAACAACAACAACAACAACAGCAACACCAUCAUCAUCAUCACCAUCAUCAACAGUUUAGUCAUCACCAGUUGCCGCCUCACCAUCAACAGCUGAGAGCUGGUCUUAAAACACUGAUGGAUUAUUCUACCCCCAGUGUACAGUCUAGGCCCAGAUUACCUCCACCGGGGUUUAACGGCCUCAAUAGUUUUAAUAAUUACGGAGGCGGAGGGAUCCCCCCCAGACAGAGUCAGCCAGAGCCCAGCAAGCUCCUGCCUCCCUUCCUCAGCGGGUUAACGGGGAACAUGGGAGCCCCCGGGAUGGGCUCCUCCCCCUCCGUGCCUCCCGCGCUCAACGGCCUGGUCGGGUCGGGCGGUCUGGGCGUUCCCCCGGGUCUGGGCGGUAAUCUUCUGGGCGGCGGAGCGGCCAACGGCGGCAUGGGUAACGGCAUGCCCCCUCACCUGCUCUCUCCGGCCUCUCUGUUAAACAUGGACACACCUCUCAGUGCCUCGCUAGGACCCCCAGGUAUCGGCUUACCCAAAGGAGACGCCUUCCUCCUCAAAGAUCUAGAGAACGGCCUCCGUAACAUAUUCCCAGCCAUCAGCUCCGUAACCACCAUGAACACACUCAACACCGUCAACACACUCAACACCGUCAACACACUCAACACGGUCAACACACUCAACACGGUCAACACACUCAACACUCUGGCCGCCGGAGGAGGAGCCAACAACCACAAUAACCCGUUAACAAAUUUCCUCAACAUGGCCCACCACCAACAACAACAACAACAGCAGCAUCAUCAACAACAGCAGCAUCAUCAUCAUCAUCAACAGCAGCACCAACAGCAGCAGCAGCAGCAGCAACAGUCUCUUCUACACCAGCUGACCAUGACCUCUCUAGCAAGUUCCCACAAAGGCUGGACCAACAGCGGCGCCCCAGACCUGACAGUCCUCGACCCGGCCAUCGUAUCAUCCGGCCAACUGACAGAUUCGCGGUCCGAUUCGCCACCACACUGGAUGAAACAAAUGGAACAGCUGACAGAAGGCGGCCCACAUCCUCUAUGGAACAACCUCGUGCCCUAUAGCCUGACCUCUACCGGCCUCCCUACCGGCCUGGCCUCCCACACCGGACCUACGGCUCCCACACAGCGCUCCGUAGCUCCCAUGUGGCCUCCGACCUCCCCACCUCCAGGAUUUAACUCCAUCUCUCCUCUACAUCACCCCAAACAGCACGAACCACACAAGAUUGAGAAUCUCUAAUGGCAGCAACUAGAGACAUUUACUUGAAGAUAGAACACUACUCUCCCGUGUGAAUGAAGAGAGACUACCUACACAAGAUAACAAGAUAGAAGAAUUUAUUAAUACGGUUGAAAUGAAUAAAUGUAGCAGAAAUUUUCUCAACGUACUCCAAGAAAAUUAUAUAUAGGGGCCAAGAGCUUCUUUUUUUUUUUUUUUUUUUAAAGUCUUGUAUAGCCAUUUACCGAUGUAGCAACGGUGAGACGACAGACAGAGCAAAGGAUUAUGACUCUUAUGAUUCCUUUAGGGUUUAUAUAUAUACACAUAUAUAUAUAUAUAUUUCACGUGUUAACCUCGGCAGCGAACCUUCGAUGAUGUUUUUAUUAUUUAUAUUUUGCCCAAGUUCGUGUGAGCUGAUUGGCCAUUAGUUAAAAUUUGGACGAGUGAAUUAUAUUAUUAUCGUUGUUUUUGUCGUUUCAUCUCGACGGCUUUAUUGAGCUUCCCAUUUCUUAUAAAAUUUUUGGGGUGUUUUUUCCGUUAUUUUUUGGGGCAGAACUAAUUGUUAACCUUGUUGCAGCAUACACUGUUACACACACACAUGCACACACACGCACCUUAUAGCUAACCUCUUUAUAAUUCUCGUGGUUUGGUUGUGGUGAUAUAUAGUUCUCGGUUCAGCUCCUUAUU
This is a messenger RNA of Homarus americanus (American lobster), 3881 nucleotides long. It is a transcript of the gene Cnot4, whose product is annotated as alpha-protein kinase 1-like. Gene Ontology annotation, biological process: protein ubiquitination. Lineage: Eukaryota; Metazoa; Arthropoda; Malacostraca; Decapoda; Nephropidae. Gene Ontology annotation, molecular function: metal ion binding; ubiquitin-protein transferase activity; RNA binding. Bases 123 to 3218 code for a protein of 1031 amino acids. Gene Ontology annotation, cellular component: CCR4-NOT complex. The transcript has 11 exons. The record is from RefSeq and is a predicted model, not a curated record.